AUGCUCCGAGCUGGAAGGAUGGAGGAGUUUGUAACAGAGGAGGAGGAGCCGUGGUACGACCAGCGGGACCUGGAGCAAGACCUGCAUUUGGCUGCAGAGCUCGGCAAGACUCUGCUGGAACGCAACAAAGAGCUGGAGGACUCCCUCCAGCAGAUGUACAUCAACAAUGAGGAUCAAGUGCACGAGAUAGAGUACCUGUCCAAGCAGCUGGAAAUGCUGCGGGAGAUGAACGAGCAGCAUGCCAAGGUGUACGAGCAGCUGGACGUUACGGCCCGGGAGCUGGAAAUCACUAAUGAGAAGCUGGUUCUGGAGAGCAAGGCUUCGCAGCAGAAGAUAGACAGGUUGACUGGCACCAUGGAGACCCUGCAGAGUCAGGUGGACGGUCUCACGGCCCGGGUGGAAGAGCUGCGGACUCUGGAGGAGCUGAGGGUGCUCAGAGAGAAGAAGGAGCGGCGGAAGACCGUCCACUCGUUCCCGUGCCUCAAGGAGCUCUGCACUGCUCCCAGAUAUGAGGAUGGCUUCCUUCUGGCCAACCCUGGGAGUGUAGACCUGGUGGAGCGGCAGCCUCUCGAUGCGGAAAAUGAUCGCCUCAGAGAGAUCGUAUCGUCCCUGCACUCGGCCAUGGCCUCGGAGAGGUCAAAGCGUGAGAGCGUGGAGAGGGAGUGUGCCGCUGUGCUGCAGGAGUUCGAGCAGCUGGAGCAGCGCCUCCUGGGCGCAGAGGGCUGCAGGCUGCGGGUCCAGGAGCUCGAGGCUGAGCUGCUGGAGAUGCAGCAGCUCAGGAAGUCCAGAGUGUGUCUGAUCGGGGACAUGGAGGACGGCUUGGAGACGCUGCUCAGUAACGGCCCUGAGACGGACAACCUGGAGGAGGAAAUUGGACAGGAAAAGGGAGGAGAAGGAGCUGAUGGAGGAGCUGGGCAGCAAGGGGGGGGCCCGGUGCGGAAGAGCUGCAGCGAUACGGCCUUGAACGCCAUCUCUGCCGUUUCUGGUAGACGCCAAGGUGGUUACCCCCUCCAAGGCAACGGAGCUCGCAAACGGGGCAUGUCCAUCCUGCGGGAGGUGGACGAGCAGUACCACGCUCUGCUGGAGAAGUACGAGGAGCUCCUGGGGAAGUGCAGGCGCCACGAGGAGACCCUGUGCCACGCCGAGGUGCAGACGUCACGGCCCGUCUCCAGAGACCCCUCCAUGAGGGAGUACAGCAUGAUCUCAGCGGAGCCUUCCACAUCUGGGGCCGGGGCGGCCCCGCCCACGCCUCCUCAGACCCCCUCCACCCCAGAGGCGCUGGAGGGGAUCAGCAGGCAGGUGGAGCAGGUGGACAAACGGCUGAGCCAGAACACGCCAGAGUAUAAAGCCCUGUUCAAAGAGAUCUUCUCACGGCUGCAGAAGACCAAGAGGGACAUAAACGCCCCGAAGAGCCGAAAGACUCACAAAUAACCCCCACCCCAUCCGCCCAUGUAGAAACAAGAAGCCCAAACUAAUUUAUAAGGCAUUACCUCACAGUUCAACUGCUGAAGAGUAAGAAUACUUGAUGUAAAACUGCCAAAUGUUAUUUCACUGCACUGGAUGUUUUUUUAGGGGCCAGAGAUGAGAAGGAAGGAAAAUGUGGUUUGGUGACAUUUUUGUUGAGAUGUAGAAGCAAUGAUUGCCUGUUUGUUACAAAUCACGCUGAAAAAGCCAAAUUGUUCCUGAAGCAGAAAUAUUGACAGGCUUUGGAAGCAUUUCCAGCAUGUAUUUGUUUAUAUUACUAAAUGCUAAAAAAAUAAAAUAAAAUCAGAAG
Molecule: messenger RNA, 1774 nt
Organism: Cyprinodon variegatus (sheepshead minnow)
Lineage: Eukaryota; Metazoa; Chordata; Actinopteri; Cyprinodontiformes; Cyprinodontidae
Gene: cdr2l
Product: cerebellar degeneration-related protein 2-like
Exons: 5
Coding region: 1-1431 (476 amino acids)
Source: RefSeq, a predicted model, not a curated record